GUAACAAUGGCAGCUAUGGGACGUAAAUUGCUAAACAACCUGAAAAGCAAAGAGUUCAGGGAAUAUUUAAUGAGCACCCACUUUUGGGGACCGGUCGCGAACUGGGGCAUUCCUAUUGCGGCGCUCGGCGAUCUGAAGAAGGAUCCUAAGAUCAUAUCCGGAACAAUGACGACUGCCCUUUGCCUGUAUUCGCUCGUAUUCAUGCGCUUUGCGUGGAAAGUUCAACCAAGAAAUAUGCUUCUUUUCGCGUGUCACAUCACAAACUUUACUGCACAAGGUUUGCAAGGUGCUCGGUUUCUCGAGUACCACCAUAUGGGCGGUAAGGAACGGAUGAAGAAGGCAGAAGUGCAACAAGUGGCAUAAAUCGUUGGCCAACAAUGAAGAAGUUAC
Molecule: messenger RNA, 390 nt
Organism: Anopheles maculipalpis
Lineage: Eukaryota; Metazoa; Arthropoda; Insecta; Diptera; Culicidae
Gene: Mpc1
Product: mitochondrial pyruvate carrier 1
Exons: 2
Coding region: 7-363 (118 amino acids)
Biological process (GO): pyruvate import into mitochondria
Cellular component (GO): mitochondrial inner membrane
Source: RefSeq, a predicted model, not a curated record